Messenger RNA from Oikopleura dioica, 555 nucleotides. The record is from the annotation of a GenBank genome assembly. NCBI's taxonomy places the organism in Eukaryota, Metazoa, Chordata, Appendicularia, Copelata, Oikopleuridae.
AUGAUGACAGAGUACGAAAAGAAUUGGGAAUGGGGCAUGAAAAUCCCUCCUGGAAGAUGGACGGAGACAUUCACGGUGAAAUACAAAAAAGCUCUAGAAGAAGCGAGGAAGCGGCCGCUCAAUGUUUCGCAAAAGAAAGAGAUUGUUCAGUUGCAUCUAGAGAAUAAGGACUUAGGAUGUAGGAAGCUAGUUGAACUAGUUUCGGCUAGACUUGGUCUCACGGUAACACGGUACCAAGUCCGAAAGCUAAUUAAGGAUAAAGAUGCAAUCGUGGAUAUGCAAUCUCCAAAGGAAAGAAUUGGCAAAACGAUUGGAAUGCAGCGAUUCCGAGCACAUCUUGCUGAGCUGAUUCUGGAGGAGCAAGCGACAAAGAAGAGGGUGACAAAUGAUGACAUGGUUUACAUUGCCCGGAAAACUGCUGAUCUCGACGAGUGGAAGAAGUGGGACGACAUCGCCAGAUUGGAGUUCUCACACUCGUGGAUCCUUCAUCUCAAGAAGGAAUUCGACAUUCCUUACCAGAAGAGACCAGGUAGACGGCUCAAAACUAACGCAUAA